Molecule: messenger RNA, 2667 nt
Organism: Cololabis saira (Pacific saury)
Lineage: Eukaryota; Metazoa; Chordata; Actinopteri; Beloniformes; Belonidae
Gene: lin7a
Product: lin-7 homolog A (C. elegans)
Exons: 6
Coding region: 79-732 (217 amino acids)
Biological process (GO): maintenance of epithelial cell apical/basal polarity; neurotransmitter secretion; protein localization to basolateral plasma membrane
Cellular component (GO): MPP7-DLG1-LIN7 complex; cell-cell junction; synapse
Molecular function (GO): L27 domain binding
Source: RefSeq, a predicted model, not a curated record
UCCCUGCCUCCCUCUCCCUCCUGCUCGCUGUGAUGCUGCAGCUCCCCUAGUCUCCCCAGUCUCCUGUAAACAGCAGCCAUGGCGACAGUGGUCCAACCGCUCUCCCUGGAUCGAGAUGUUGCCCGGGCGAUUGAGCUGCUGGAGAAGCUGCAGGAGUCGGGGGAUGUUCCCGGGCACAAGCUCCAGUCUCUGAAGAAGGUCCUUCAGAGUGAGUUCUGCACAGCCAUCAGAGAGGUUUACCAGUACAUGCAUGAAACAAUUACAGUGAAUGGCUGUCCGGAGUACCAAGCAAGGGCCACAGCUAAGGCCACGGUGGCAGCUUUCGCAGCCAGCGAAGGUCACUCCCACCCUCGGGUGGUGGAGCUGCCCAAGACGGAGGAAGGCCUGGGCUUCAACGUGAUGGGUGGCAAGGAGCAAAACUCACCCAUAUACAUCUCUCGCAUCAUUCCCGGAGGUGUGGCUGAAAGGCAUGGUGGACUAAAGCGAGGGGACCAGCUUUUGUCUGUCAACGGGGUAAGCGUAGAAGGAGAACACCACGAGAAAGCGGUGGAGCUCUUGAAGGCGGCCAAGGACAGUGUGAAGCUGGUGGUACGCUACACCCCCAAGGUGCUGGAGGAGAUGGAGGCUCGCUUCGAGAAGCUCCGCACGGCCCGGCGGCGUCAGCAGCAGCAGCUCCUGAUGCAGCAACAGCAGCAACAGAACCUGAGCUCUCAGCAGAACCACAUGUCGUAGGUUGCUGCAAAAGAAGAAGUAAAGGAGUGCAAAGGGUGGAUCCCUAAAGACCAUCUAUGUUGAGAAUCCCAAAGGAAUCGCUCCGUCAGGGAGGAGAACCGACAAGUAGAAGACUAUUUUGCAUACUCUCUCCCUUCCAGUGUACCACAGAUUACUGAGCAAAGACAAAGAAUGCUUUUGUCCUGAAAUUGGUGCUUUGAAAAAACGAGUGAGGGACAUUGAAAUCUGUCCAGUUCAACUGUAUAUUCCCUUUUAUAAGUUGACCCCCUCUGUUGUAACUUUUACUGAGUCUCCCUUUCUUGUUUGUGUUGGGUUUUUUUUCGUUUUACAUUUCUUCUGCUUCCAUCUAUAACACAGUGAAAACUAUUUUUUCCCCCAUUUUUUCCCCAUAAAUAUCAUUUGUACAGUGGUGUUUCUAUUGAUUAUUGAACUGGUGCUUGUGUCUCCGUAUCAACAAACAUUGAUUUCUUGUCCCGUUUCGGAUAAACUCUUUUUUACCUUAUAUAUUGUAGCAGGAAAAGAUUUUGUAUCUUGUAGAUUUAGCAAUAACACCCAGUUCUUCAGUUUUACCUUUUUUUCUUAUUUUUUCCCCCCUCUAAAUUCAUGACGGAUAUACAUACAGUGCAUAUUCAAGGUUAUGUGCAAACGUAGGUCGCCGUACCACAAACCGGGUCUCAUGCACUGUCAGGCAGCUUCGGAGUCCAAAUUCUCUGUGCCAUUUGAAGAGAUUAUCGAUUUACAGGAAGCAUGUAGAGUUAAGGUGCAAUAAACUGUGAUCACACCAAGAGUUUAUUUGGUAAUCCCAACUAAAAUGUACUUUGAAUAUAUACAUGUACAGUAUGUAUAUGUAUAUAUAUAUAUUAAUCCUCAGAUUUACUUAAUGUGUCCUGUUCCGACAGAUAAACAGAAUGUCAUGAGCUUUUAUUUUAUGGGAAUAUAAUGAAAAUAGAUGCUGUCAUUAUCUUUUAUUUUUUAGAAUAGUUUAUGGUUGAAUAUAUAUUUAUCAUGAAGUUUUACCGUCCUUUGGAAUAUUUUUAAAACACGCAGAUUAUUAAAAAGUUGUAUGAGCUCUGAAUGCUAUCACGUGGAUUUGUUUCUCGCAUUUUGUUUUGACAAUCAUUGUGAAAAGUGCUGAGACUGAUCUGAAUGUUUUACCUUUUAUUUUUUCCUCUUUAUCGCAGAAAUCAGUUUUUUUUGUGAAUAACCAGUAGUAUCGCUCCAUCCCGAUCUGUGUUCAGUUUUGUUUCCAUCUUUGGUGCUAAGCGCUCCUUGUUGUGGUUUUUUCAGUCAGUCUUUGUGUUUACUGCUGAUUUUCUUUUCUUUCUUACUAGCAGCGCUAUUUCUAAGUUUGUUCAGCCAUGCAGGCUUCACCACUUUGGCUUCUCUAUCUUCUAUUUAUUCAAAAACAAAUCAAAAAUGUAAAGGAAAAAAAAAUACUCAAAGAAAACCAAAUGUUUUUCUCCACUGAGAAAAAGUUACAAUUUCUUGAAAAUUUCUUUCGAGUGAUUUGAGCGUUCAUUAAAAGUAAACAAUAAUUUAAGUUGUCGGUUUCAACUUUAAACCCCCCGUGUUAUUGCACAAUUAAAUUCCAGGAGUCGUAAAUCCUUCUAUACUGCUAACAUAUGAGCUGCGACAUAACAACAAAACCACUCUCCAAAUAACAUGUUAACAUUGAGGCCAAUUUAAUGCCAAACGUUUGUGUCAAAGUACCUGAAGGUUCUGGUUAGAUGAUAACAUGCCCCUUACUAACGCCGAAAAGUACAUCUUAAUAAGACCCUUUUUGUAUCUUUAAAUCACAGGUACUCUUUCUUAAUUAACUUGCAUUUUGACGCUGAAAGUCCUGUACUGACCGUGAAGAUAAUAAUAAAGACAAACUGUUAAUAUGCAAUUGUUAUACAUAGUAUAUUUGUAUAAAUAAAUAUAUGUGCUUGUGUA